Protobothrops mucrosquamatus (brown spotted pit viper) is the source of this 1896-nucleotide messenger RNA. It is a transcript of the gene LRIT1, whose product is annotated as leucine rich repeat, Ig-like and transmembrane domains 1. Gene Ontology annotation, molecular function: protein binding. The record is from RefSeq and is a predicted model, not a curated record. The transcript has 4 exons. NCBI's taxonomy places the organism in Eukaryota, Metazoa, Chordata, Lepidosauria, Squamata, Viperidae. Gene Ontology annotation, cellular component: endoplasmic reticulum membrane. Bases 1 to 1896 code for a protein of 631 amino acids.
AUGUGGGUCACGGUGGGUUUCCUUUGCUGCCUGACCUUCGGAAGCCUGCCUUGGAUGCUCUGUUUUUGCCCUUCUCAAUGCAGCUGCUCGUUCUACAGCAUCAGUGAGAGGAUGAGAGCCAGGGCUAUUCUGUGCAAUGACCCGGAGAUGACCCUUACACCGGUCAAUUUCCCAGGAGAUACUUUCAAACUUAGGAUAGAAAAAACAGCAAUCCGAAGAGUUCCUGGGGAGUCUUUCCAUUCUCUUCACAACCUGGAGUUCCUCUGGAUGCCCUAUAAUGCCUUGACAAGCCUCCGGGUGACGAACUUUAGGGGCCUGUACCAGCUUCAGGAGCUCAGACUGGCUGGCAAUGUUCUGACUUCCUUUCCAUGGGAGACUCUUCCCAACAUGCCUCAGUUGAGACUGCUGGAUUUGCAUAAUAAUCAGAUUGCCUCCAUACCCUCUCACGCUGCUCAGUAUAUCCGGAACAUCACUUACCUUGACAUCUCAAGCAAUAAACUGAUGAUGCUCCCUCAAGAACUUAUUGUGCUGUGGUCGAAUCUCCAGGCUGUUCCAUACUUCCUGAACGACAACUCCAAGAUCAUCCUAGGCCUACAGGACAACCCGUGGACAUGUGACUGCAGCGUCUAUGAAAUGGCUCAUUUCCUCAACUUCCAGUCCCCCAACAUAGCCUUCAUCGAGCCAAAGCUGAGAUGCUUUAACCCUGAAAAGCAGACUAGACUCUUCUUCAGUCAAGUGGAACUAAGGAAGUGCCAGAGCCCAGUCGUGCACACCUCGGUGGCUAAAGUAAAGAGUAUCCUCGGAAGCACAGUUCUGCUGCGGUGUGGGACCACAGGGGUGCCCGUUCCAGAGCUGAGCUGGAGAAGAGCUGAUGGAAAACCGUUCAAUGGCACAGUCCAUCAAGAAAUUUCCAGUGAUGGAAUAAGGUGGUCUAUUUUAGAAUUAUCGGUGGUCUCUUACUUUGAUUCUGGAGAAUACAUCUGCAAGGCUGCAAACUUUCUUGGAGCCACGGAAGCUUUCAUCUCCUUGAUUGUCACCGAUUCUAAGAGCGUAGAUGACCCUGGGGCAGAUCUGAAAGGAGUGUGGAAAGGACACAUCAAGGGGAUAGAAACAGCAGCUUACAAGGACAAUUUGCUCGGAGGACACAGCAUGACAACUUCAACUUUCCCGACUUUGCGUAUCAUUUCAGGUCAGGCCAACACGGAGAGGAAUCUGGUGCUUCGGGAUCAGGCCCUAAAUAUGAAAAGCGACCCCAAAAUUAUCUUAGAAAGUCUGCCCGCUACUAACCAAGAAUCCCAAUGCCUAGUCAGGUCGGUCCGAGUAAUUGGAGAUAGUGAUCAUAGUGUCUCCUUAGCUUGGAAAGCUCCCCAAGCCAACACUAGUACCGAAUUCAGCAUCCUUUAUGCCAUCUUUGGAGAAAGGGACAUGCGCAGAAUCAACGUGGAGCCGAAGAAGACCAGGACCACCAUCAAUGGCUUAAUGCCCAAGACCAAGUACAUUGCGUGCAUUUGCGUGAAAGGACUCAUACCCAAGAAGGAACAAUGCAUCAUUUUCUCAACAGAUGAAGUUGCCAGCGCUGGUGGAACCCAAAAACUGAUCAACGUGGUGGUCAUCAGCGUGGCCUGCGUCAUUGCUGUCCCUCUCACCCUGGUGGUCUGUUGUGGGGCCCUGAAAAGACGCUGCAAAAAGUACUUGGUUCAGAAACCCAAGGACAUGCAGGACUCUUACGUCACUUUUGAAGCCCUCUCUCCAGGAACCAGAACGAAGGAGACAGAAGGAGAAUACUUGACUCACCACAUACCUGAUGAGUCUAAUAGGUUACUCUCUUCAAGGUCCAGCGUGGACUCUGAAGCAGUUGGAAAGGCAGAUGGACAGCUGAAUGAGUACUUCUGCUGA